Anopheles moucheti is the source of this 8030-nucleotide messenger RNA. RefSeq lists its product as uncharacterized. The record is from RefSeq and is a predicted model, not a curated record. NCBI's taxonomy places the organism in Eukaryota, Metazoa, Arthropoda, Insecta, Diptera, Culicidae. Gene Ontology annotation, molecular function: 3',5'-cyclic-AMP phosphodiesterase activity. The transcript is spliced from 6 exons. The coding region runs from base 773 to 3898 and encodes 1041 amino acids.
ACGAGACAAUUCAGGAGAACACGUCGCAAGGAUACUUGAACCGCACCAAAAGGACUGUCUCCGCUGUUGCAGUUGUGCGAUUGCGGUUGUGUGCAGUAGUGCAUACUGAUGCAGGUACCCAAAUUUUCCAACCGCAUACAAGGCCACGUGAGGAAACGAUUUGUUUUAAUUUGUGUUUCAGCGAGUUGCAUCCGUGUAUAAGCGUCUUGUGCAGCGGCUAAUAAAAAUGCAAUAAUAUUGCCGAAGAGCAAUGCGAAUGAAUAAAUCACUUUUAAAAAUAAAUCAUUUGCAUUGGAGGUGAUUGCAAGUUGAGUGCCAAGCAAUAAAAAUUGAUUGUGCGAAAAAUGUAUGCGGUUGUGCACUGGAAGAAGGAAAACAAAAUGCAAAAAGGUACAUUUUUAUGAUUCGAAAUCCCGUUUGAUUGCAGUGGUGUGCAGUUGUACACAACUCAUGCACGUGAAAAGGUGUAAAAAAUAGAAACAAACACAAGAGAAAGCAUCAUAACGCUAAAAGGCCAUUUCCACUAAAGCACCAACGUGCUUUCCCGGUGCCGAGAGUGCUUUUCCCGGUGAGGCCGAAAUAAAUAUAUCGCGUAAAAAGAGGGCAACGGGAAUCGCGUGCCCGUAGGUUGGAAGUUUUGGCGAACUGCGUACUCCUGUGUGUGUGCUUGUGUAUGUGUCCAUUGUGUUAGUGUGAGUGCGUAUGUGUGUGUGGCUGUGACUGGAACAAGCAAUUUUGGCCGCAAUCGAAUUUCGUAAUCGAAUUAGUGGAAAUGUUUCCCCACGCUACCUGCCUGCUGUGGAGCAUAAACAAUCGGCGCACCGGCGAGCAGAACGAUGAAACCGGCGGCUGGGUGCAUGUGACAGGCGGGACGGAUGCUAUCCACUGUAGCGUACGCGCCUGGCCUCUGCGGCCACCCUGGAGGAACGAUGAGCAGAUCGCGGACGUCGCCACGGUGGAAACGACGGACAGCUCGAGCUACAAACGACUGAUAUCAACCACAUCUAGCAACGCACCGGCAGCUGCGGCUACGACAACGAUCGUGGCGCUAACUACGCCCACCGCAACAACCCCAACCGUAAUGCUACUGCACGGAGACGUCGACGACGACGAGGGAGCGCUGAACGGCCCACGGGCAGCCGCCGCCACGACCACCAACCUGCGAAGAAUCUCCGAUCAAGAUCGACCCCUGUUCGAGGCGCUGAUGGCCGAGGAGCGCGGCGAGCUACCCCGGCGGCGACACGCCUGCACCGGACGCUUCCUCACCAUGCACAAGCGGCGCAGAAAGAAGCUGCUGACGCGCAGUCUCGCCCUCGAUCAAGCCAUCCUGGACGAUGUGCUUCACGGGCAGGUGCAGUGUAUACUCGAUCGCGUGAACCACUGGCGCUUCAACGCAUUCACGCUCGAGACGGUGACUGGCGGGCGCUCACUGCCGGUUCUAUGUGUUCAUCUGUUCCACUGGUACGGGCUGCUGGACCACUUCAACCUAGACGUAGUUAGAGUAUGGAAAUUGUUUAGCUUAAUUGAGGAAGGUUACCACAGCACGAACCCGUACCACAACUCGAUCCACGCGACCGACGUGACGCAGGCGAUGCACUGCUUUCUGCAGGAAAAGCGCAUACUGGAGAAUCUGAGCCCGCUCGAGAUCAUGGCAUCGCUGAUCGGUGCGGUAACGCACGAUCUCGACCAUCCGGGCGUCAAUCAACCGUUCCUGAUAGCGACCUCCAACCAUCUGGCGGCACUGUACGAGAACACCUCCGUGCUGGAGAACCACCAUUGGCGGUCGGCGAUCGGGUGUCUGCUCGAGAGCGGUGUCGCCGAACAGGUGCAGGACAUCCGGCCCGAGCUGGAGAAACAGAUCAGCUCUCUAAUACUGGCGACGGACAUUACGCGGCAGCAGGAGUUUAUCGGCCGGUUCCGCGACUACCUGAGCCGGGAUGCGCUCGACAUGCGCGACACCACCCACCGUCACUUCAUACUGCAGAUAUCGCUCAAGUGUGCCGACAUAUCGAACCCGUGUCGCCCGUGGGACAUCAGCAAGAAGUGGAGCAUGAAGGUGUGCGAAGAGUUCUUCCGGCAGGGCGACUACGAGCGGCAGCUCAAUCUGCCGGUUACGUCACUGUGCGAUCGGCAGUCGACGACGGUGCCGAAGAUACAGACCGGGUUCUUUAAGUUCGUCGUCACGCCACUGAUGGACGAGUGGCAUCGGUUUCUGCGCACCGAUCUGUCCCAUUCGAUGAUGCACCAUCUGAAGUACAAUCAGACGCAGUGGGAGAGUAAGCUGCAGGCGGAGAUUAACGAGGAGACGCGCACGGAAAUUUCGGAUGCGGAGCUACUGGACGAGGAGGACAUUGAGGGCGGCGACGAGGAUGGUGAGGUGUGCGGCGAGGAUGAGGCUGAUGAGUCGCAUCACCUGGCCGAUCUGUCCGACAGCUCGGAGGUGCUGCUACCGUUUGCGAUGGCAAAGCUUGGGCGAAGAAGUUCCCUCCAGGUAGCGUCCGCAAACCACGGUUUCGCCGGCAGGGUACGCAACGAGCGACGGCUCUCCGUGCCGGCUACGCACUGCAUCCCGAAGAUCAUCCUGCCGGCGAAGGAGUCAUCGAGCGGGGGACGAUCUUGCGGAGGUUCCGGUGGCGGUGGUGAGUUCACCCUGCAGCCACCGGAAUCGAUCCAGGAGAGUGACGAGCAUCGGUUCGACGCUGACUCGCUGUCCAUCUUCUCCUCCGACAGCGACAGCUUACACCGGGGAGCUCGCGGUUCGUCCACCGGCAGUACCGCGGAUCGUGAGCGACCGCUCAGUGCGGAGAAUCUGCUGCCCGACUGCAGUAUCGCCUCCAUGACGGACGGUGCGUGCGGUGAUCGGCUCAAUCUCGUACUGCACGGUGCAGUGAGCGUGGGCAACACGGCCAACCUGCUCACCGUGGGCACCUCGAAACAUCUGAUCCGCCAGCAAACGUUCCCACCGCUGCAGCCCUACGUCCGGACGCGCUACAUGUCCUCACAGGCCGAACUCGGCGCCUGCCCGGAAGCGUUGCUCGAAUCGUCCAGCUCGAACAGCAGCGGCUCAACGCACGCACCGGCAGGCUCGGCCGCACUAUCAAACGUCGAAUCUCGCGGUCGUGUGCUCGCGACCAGAAAGGAUAGCAUCAAGCGGGAGCAACAAUCGGACGGUGCCGGCUCGUCCCAGGCGGAUGGUGCCGGCAAGAUCAAGGUACCGAAGUUGUCGCUCGGCCAGAAGGAGAACCUUGACCCAUCGAUGCUGAAGCGAAGCCUUAGCAGGCGGCGUGGAUCUGCCCCGGUGACUGUGGCGCUACCCACAAAAGCGGGCGCAACUUCGGACGCAUCCGGAACCGGUGUUGGGACAGGUGUUGGAAUUGUUGGCGAAAUCGGCAAAUCGUUCAUCAUAAAAACUUGCGAUCUAAUGCGCCGAGGCUCGAUGCCCGUCGACGCUCUAAUGCACUCUAAAGAUCUUCCAUCAUCCCAAAGCACGGCUGGCGGUAGUGUGAAUGCCAGCGGUGUUCCUUCCAACACCGCUCAGCUUCCCAACAGUCUCGUCGCACCACCGUACGCCAGUAUGCAGCGACGUGGUUCUGUGCCCUGUGAAAGUACCAACAAUGUGGCCCUCCGGAGCAGCUUUAGUAUCAAGCGACGCAGCACGAAAAAGGCGAUCCGGCGGCGAUCGUCCGGUGGUGCCGAAAUUCUCAGCCCCAUCCUGUCCGAGGAUGCGGCAGGCGGCAGCAACGGUGCUGGAUCUUCCUCCUCGAAUGCGUGGUACCGGAUCAAGCGGGAUUCGGGCCACCGGCGAAACGGCGACAACGAGAGUCUUCUGUCCCGGCGGCGAGGUUCCCUACCGGUCGAGGUCCUCGCGAUCGGUUACUCCGGUACUCUUCGUCACUAAAGAUAACAAAAAAUCGGAAAACAUGCGGUUUAGUUUGCUACAUGCAUACAUUUACUGUCGUUCGCCAUUCCAUCAUUCCAUCCGUUUACCGUCGAAUGUCGCCAAUCAACGGAGAACGAUAGAGAGAAAGAGAGAGUAAGAGAGAAAGCAAAUCGGCCGUUGUUUUGGGCCGCGCCGCAAAACACGAAAUGGUGGAAACAAAAUAUCAUUUUCCGAUCAGGUGGAAAAACAAACCCCCCCCCCCCUUAGCUCGAUUAAAUGAAGAAGAAACCCCCUGUUGGCUCAUUCCUACCACCGAUGCUUCCCGCCUAUAUCGAAUAGUGUGCGUGUGUGUGUGUGUGUAUGUGUCUGUAAACGGAACUGAACAGCUACCCCUAGCCUAGUAGUAGGGGAAGGCAAAGAAAAAAUGAUAAAGAUUAUACACAUAAGAAGCAAGAACUGAUCAAGUUGAAACAGCGAACAAAAUUAAACAAAAACCGCUAGCCGGUUGUAUGAAAUGUGUGUAUGUGUAUGUACUGUUAGAAAACAGUUGCAAGACAAACAAACAAAAGAUAUAAAAUGCGAACAAAAAAACCUAUCCUUUCCAUUCACUCGCUAGUGGAAACCUCCAAAAAGGAAGGAAAGAAGUAGAACGAGAAAAAGAAAAUCAAAAAACAUCGUAAAAAGCACACAUACACACACACACACAUACACAAAACAGUGAUCGGAAACAUGAAUGUGUCGGUAAACAUAUUUAAUUGACUAUACAAAACAAAAAAAAAACAAGAAACAAAAACAAACAAACAAUCGUUGCUAAGUGUGCAUUGGUGUUGUAGAAUGUAGCAAAUAGCGAGAAGAAAAGAAUAGGCAAGAAUACAAAAGAAAGAAGAAAAAAAAAACAAACAAAAGCAAACAAAAAACAACCCCCGAUUAACGAUAGGCAAAAAAGUAUGAAUAUUCUACCCCCUCUCCUCCUCCUCCCCCCCCCCCUUGACUACCCAAAAUUUAGUUAGAAAACGGUGCUUAAAAAUGAUGCAAAACAAAUAUGAUCGUGUGUGCGUGUGUGAGGGUGAGAAAGAGCGUAAAAACCAAAUGGAACAAGAAAAUGAAUGGGGAUGGAAAUUAAAUGAUGAUCCGGUUUAUAUCUCACAUAAACCAACCCUACACACCAGCGAAGGAACAAAUCCUACCACUACUGGAGAGCUUAUGUACACGUAGACACACACACAUCCUUAGGUACAAACCACCUUCACACACGAUCGUUUAUCUCAAAACGCCAAAGGGUUUUUUCAGCGCACCCAGCCAUUAGAACAAUUGGUCAUCUCAAAAACAUAACGCAUAACACACUCCAUUCACACUUCUUCAUGCGAAACCAAAAGCGAGAAUGCGCGAAAGGAAAAUGGUGUACGAUCGCCUAUUUUUCUUGAACGGAUUUUCUGUCACUCUCACGAUCGCGCGCCAUUUUGUAACGAGCGUACCCUCAUUCUCUAGUAUAGCGAAUGGUCCCAUCAUCGUACAAAGCAUAUUCGUCCCUUUCCUGUUGUAAAAAUGAUAAGGAGCUGGUAUUCCUCGAAUGUAACGGAGUGUCGUGUGUCGGUACAUUUUUUUUAUUUAUAACACUGCGACCUUCCUCUCGAUCCCAAUAUUGUCGUUGCAACUCAGAAGCGUGCAAGAAAAUAUUUUCUCCUUCGCACAGUGAAGGUGCACUGUACCAGGUGGAAAACAUGAAGAAACCAUCCAAGGAAUAGCGUUUGGUUGUCGCCGGAAAGAGCUAGCCAUGGGAAUGGGAGAGAAACAUAAUAACAUAAAGUAAAACUUGAAAGCUGGCUGGUUCCAGCCCAAGAAGAGUGGCAGGUGGUAGCAUUAGUAGGGAAGAUCUUCCAACAAAACAUUUGCAACACGGACGGCUAAAUCGACAUGAACAAUAUAAUGUGUAUGUGUAGGACAGUUAAUACUUAGCACAACAUAAAAGAAACAGACACACAUAAAAAAAGAAACAAGAUCAUAAAAUGUAAAAGCAGAAACUCUUCAACCAAAAACCACAAUACACUUAACACGCGGACCGGAAAAUACAACUUCCAUCAGCUUAAGUGUAACUUGUUUGGGGACAAAGCAAAAUGGAGAAACAAAUUACAGCAACACAAGAAUUUAUAGACAAACGGCAAAAAGAGGAACAUAAAACAGAAACAAACAAAUGCAACUGUUUCAGCAAAAAGCGAAGCGAACAAAGUCACACUAGCAAAAGGUGUUAUUUAUUUUAUGCUAACUCGAUAAGAUGAGACAAUGAGUUAAACAAUGGUUAUUUUGUAUUUUUUCUUUCUUUCUCACUUUCUCACUCUUCAUUCAAUUAUUUGCUUGUUAAAAUAUCGUUUCAAGUGAAUAUCACAUCUUCUCUAAAGCAAAUCGACUUUCCUUUCCCUUUUUUUCAUGGUGAAAUGUUUCGAGGUUUAGAGAAUGAAUUCAUGGCGGUUGAAUCACUACACUAUUACUACUACUACUACUAGUACUACUACUAGUAUUACUAUAUCAAUAGAAUCAAUAUAAAAUAUCGCAUACAUGGCUGCAUUGCAGUGUGUUCGGUGAUGUGUACGAGCGGUGGAAAAGCGUCGUUAGGAAAGGAGAUAAUAGCAAACAAACAAAAAGCAUCAAAACCUUCCGUAGCAAGUAUAUGUGGAACAAUAGACAGCAGCAACAGCAAGGGAAAACAUAGAAAUAAACCAAACAAACAAACAAACAAACUAUACCCAUACAUACGCUGCAAAGCUAGGUAAUAAACCGUGUAAUAAUAGUAAGCGCGUUUUGUACUGUAAAACGUAUUGCCACCAAUCACCACCACCAACAUUUGUCCAGGUCGCUGUCUUUUAGAUGUAUUUUUCGACUCUUCUAAUCCCGCGGACCGGUCUGGUAUCGAUUGCCCGGGGUUAAAUGAAACACCCGCACGUGUAGCUCGUCCCCUCUGUCCAUUUCGGUCCAAUUUGUAACGUUGUCUGUUUUAGGGGUGGGCCCUUUUCUAAGCGGCAAAACAGUCUUUCCCUGUAACUGUAACACAUCCAUUCGGAAAAAACCGGUCUAACCGCCUGUGUGUGUGUGUGAUUCAGCUCAGCUCUAGGUAUGUGUGUGUGUGUGAGUUAGGGUUCAGGAUGUUUCCUUAUGCGAACUUAACAGAAAUCUUUAGCUGUAACUGUUGUUGCAAAAGAAAAGCUAACGUCGAGCGAUGACUUUAGUUUGAAAUUUGUAGUUGUUUCGUGCCGAAGGGUUCCGAAUGAAAUCGAAUAACACAGUGAAAUGCAGGCAAUACAUUUCAACUAUACAUAACAAUAGGAAUAAUCUCGAGGAAGCGAGCAGUUUGAUAUAAAAUAGAGAAUAAUAGAAGAGAAUAAAACAUAGAACACGAGAAUAAAACACACAAAACGUUAACAAACGAGUGGUUAACAUUGGAAGAUAUAAACCGUAGGUUUAUAAUAGAUAAAAAAAAUGCACAAUUAAAAACACAAAUACGAUACCAAUUUCAACCGAACAUGCCCGGGAUAAGGCAAAUCGCAAGGAGGAAAUGCCUUGUGCCACUUGUUAUUAUCGCUCAACACAAUUAUCGCGGUGUUGACAAUACGGCAUUGCCGUCAUAAUAGAAAUUAAAUACGAUACCAAUUUUCGAAUAGAUAUCAUUCCUUUGGCCUUUUUAGCGAUCGGUAAAAUUGCCUACAAAUCGGGUUCCGGACUGUUCUGAAAAUUUCGGACCAUGAUCCGGAAGGUAGGUUCGAUUGCAACUGGCCGGAUUUGUCGGAACCGUGGAGAUCUUGCGGAACCGUAGGAUCUAUUCGGCACCAUCGGAACUGACCAUCGGUCAAUUUCAUUGCUCUAGAGUCAAAGCUGACACCACACUAAUCAGGCUGAAACCGUGGAUGCGUUCCAUAGAACCCAUCACUAGGCCCCUCCAAUAAACUACAUACAUACCGAUUAACAAACAUGAAAACAAAAUGUCCCAUUAGGCAUAGGAGCAGUUGUUUAACGUAACAAAAAAGAAAAAGAGAAAAAAAAGCAGACAAACAGGAAAGUAGGAUAAUAGCAAAAAAACAUAAAAAAAACAAAAUCGAAACAAAAUUACCCAAACAAACACCCCAAAAGCACGAAACGACGGCUGGACAUAGUUGAUGAA